This is a messenger RNA of Suillus clintonianus, 2714 nucleotides long. RefSeq lists its product as uncharacterized. Bases 120 to 2540 code for a protein of 806 amino acids. Gene Ontology annotation, cellular component: endocytic vesicle; cytosol. Gene Ontology annotation, molecular function: guanyl-nucleotide exchange factor activity; small GTPase binding; ubiquitin binding. Gene Ontology annotation, biological process: vesicle-mediated transport. NCBI's taxonomy places the organism in Eukaryota, Fungi, Basidiomycota, Agaricomycetes, Boletales, Suillaceae. The record is from RefSeq and is a predicted model, not a curated record. The transcript is spliced from 9 exons.
GGAUAGUGUGUGGUGCUGCUGCGUUAUGCUGCCCUGGCUCUAAGUGUCAGUAGUGACUAGCAUCUUCCUUCAACUUCAACCACGUCGUUGCUGUCAGGCCAGUCAUCCACCAGCACGAUAUGCUCGACGCUCAGGAAAAUUCAACCUUAACGUCCGACUUUGAUUCCCUUCACAUAUCUCUUGAUUCACGCCCUCCUCCUGGCUUACAUGCUUCUGCUAUCCCAUCCGUAACUGAAACUCAGAAUCCAUGGUCAGAGGAGCAGAUGAAGCUGGAAUUGAAGCCCGCGCAUACCCCAGAUCUGACAGCGAUUAACGCAUCUGCGCCAUCCGUUUUCGCCGCACCAGCUGACUUAAACAACAUCGUUCUCGAUCACCAAGUGCGUGUUAGCAAGGAUGUUCUGACUCAAUUCGAUCCCUAUACAAACGAGGACGAGCUGAAUGCGCACCAGGCAUGGGCCAGCUCAGAGGGACAUCCGCCACCUGCUCGGAUGCCAUCGCGCCCUAGCAGUCGAGCACAUUCCAGGUCUGCUUCGAAGGAUGUCCAACGCGAUGGGCCUUCUUCCAGGUCUGCCUCACCCGCCCCACAACCCUCCACUUCUUCUGCCUCAUCUGCCUUCCCCUCGUUCGCCGCACUAGCUCGCACCUUUUCCAUCCCUAGCGUGACGAAUAGGGCGCACCCUCGGCCCUUGUCAAUGGAUGCGGCCAAACCCAUUGCCACUCCUUCGCCUGCGACCAUGUCUUCAUUUGCGCAGCAACAGUCUCAGUCUGCUGCGCCAUCACCUCUUUCCAAGCACAUCCCUCUUCCGUCUGAUUACACUGCCUUGAAGACCCACAGCGCGCCGGACACCCGGUCCGCCACUCCAGCUAUUGCAUCACCAUCCGGGUCAGAGUCUCCACGCAAGGAUAAGGAUCCUUCUUUCAACUUCCAGAAGUUCCUCGACCAGAUGAAGUCUAGGGGUGCGGAAGCACUUGGCAAAUACGUGCGAUCGUUCCUCAGCAACUUUACUAAACGGACGUUUACCGUCAAUGACCAGAUCAAGAUAAUCAAUGAUUUCCUGAGCUUUAUUGCUACGAAAAUGCGGGAAACAGACAUUUGGAGAAAUGCGACGGAGGAGGAAUUUGACAACGCGAUGGAAGGAAUGGAGAAACUGGUGAUGAAUCGGCUUUAUGAAUACACGUAUACGCCUUGUCUUCCUCUCCUCACUCCACCCAGACCAGUCACGGCCGAUGACCUCGAACGAGAUCGCGUGUUGUCUCAACGGAUUGCGUUGUUUAGCUGGGUACGACCUCAACAUCUUGACAUACCUGAGCUCGAAUCCGACGAUAACGAUGGAAAUGGAAACAUUGGAUUUUUAGAAUUUGCGCAACAAGAACUUUGCAAAGUGAAUCACUACAAGGCUCCACGGGAUAAACUCAUCUGCAUUCUGAAUUGCUGCAAGAUUAUCUUUGGUUUAAUACGACAUUUACGCAAAGACGAAGGAGCAGACUCCUUCGUGCCGAUAUUGAUUUAUGUUGUCUUGAGAGCGAACCCUGAGCAUUUACUUUCGAAUGUCGAGUUUAUCAAUCGCUUUCGAAAUCCUGCGAAGUUGCAGAGCGAGGCAGGCUACUAUCUCUCAAGCCUCAUGGGUGCUGUGCAAUUCGUUGAAAGUAUGGAUCACACUUCCCUCUCUAAUAUAACUCAGGAAGAAUUCGAAAGAAAUGUAGAAGCAGCAAUACAAACACUCCCUCCAUCACUUCCUUCCUCUCCCACCACACCCCAAGGCUCACAUAUUCCGAAUAUAACUCCGCAUCCAUCUCCACACGCAGGAGAAGAAUCUGCACAACCGCUGUCCCUCGCUGUCCCAUCAUCAGCGCAGAAUCUCACGAUUGGCGAGGAUGCUCGGAAGUUAUUGCAGAAAACCGGGGAUGUGGUAUCAAAGCCUCUCGGUGCAAUCAGUCGUAUAUUUAGCGAGGCACUAGACGAGAAGAUGGGCUACCUUCCCGGACCGUUCGCGCCGUUUGAGCUUGGUAGAGAGGAUAGGGAGAGACAUUGGUCGCAUCCUGACCAGGUCGCUCAGUUUGCUGGUGGUGCUCCUCACACACCGUCAGGCAGUGAGGGACUUCAGGCACCCAUGCAGACACCCUACAAGCCCCGCGUCCGCCGUCCAUCACCCAUUUCAACUCCACCCACGCUAACGGGGCAACCGUACGGAGCUGACGAAACUCCGAGUAGACCUGGCCCGGGAGGACCAUACGUACACCAGGCACUUGCUCUCAGUCCUUCCCAAGCAAUGCCUCCCCCAAACGCUAUUCCCCAGCAUCUUCAACCACCUCCUGUAGGCUCACAGAUCUCUCGUACGCCCACCCCCUCGCUCGACCUCUCUGCUGUUCAAGCAGAAAUCGAUCGCGCGCAUGCACAGGCGAGCGCUGCUGCUCGUGCGACUCUCGCCCAAAUUUUCCCGGGAGUAGACCCAGAGGUACGUGACUGGGUACUGGAAGCCAACGGAGGGGACUUGGGAAAAAGCAUAGAAGGACUCUUGGACAUGGCCGGAGGAUCAUGAAUAGCCUCAGGAGAUGGAUCCGUGAUGAGCGGGGGAUUGGAUCUUACGGUGCGGGAAAACAUAUAUCAAGAGCGUUUCCCCGCAAUUAGUGAUCGGUUCGUGCGAGACUAAUAUCCUCUAAUAUCUCGUCGAGAUGAUACGGGAGGUGUUAGACUCCGAUUGUCAGCGAGAAGG